Ostertagia ostertagi is the source of this 171-nucleotide messenger RNA. The record is from the annotation of a GenBank genome assembly. Lineage: Eukaryota; Metazoa; Nematoda; Chromadorea; Rhabditida; Trichostrongylidae.
AUGGAUGAGCAGGUAAACGAAUGCUCAUUACGAAGUCAUGAAAUUGGUCGGCUUCCGUGUUGUGGAGAACUUCUGUAUCUGCACAUCAGAUCGAUCGCCCCUUUACAACCUACGCCGUGUACGAAUCACCUUACCAAUAUGAUGGUGCACACAUUCGUCACCACACUAUCG